Messenger RNA from Formica exsecta, 395 nucleotides. Its product is annotated as ADP-ribosylation factor-like protein 3. NCBI's taxonomy places the organism in Eukaryota, Metazoa, Arthropoda, Insecta, Hymenoptera, Formicidae. The transcript is spliced from 4 exons. Gene Ontology annotation, biological process: cilium assembly. Gene Ontology annotation, molecular function: GTPase activity; GTP binding. The record is from RefSeq and is a predicted model, not a curated record. Gene Ontology annotation, cellular component: microtubule cytoskeleton; cytoplasm. The coding region runs from base 90 to 395 and encodes 101 amino acids.
AACAACAUAACAUUUUCUAGUCGAAGUAGUCGAUAUAUUACAGCAAAUCGUUAACACGUCUUCGUUCGAGUACCUGAAAUAACAACAAGAUGGGUCUGCUUGCUAUUUUACGGAAAUUGCGAUCAAAUCCUGAUAAAGAAUUACGAUUAUUACUGUUGGGCCUCGACAAUGCCGGAAAGACGACUAUCUUGAAAUCUUUGGCUAGUGAGGAUAUCACGCAGGUUACUCCAACACAAGGUUUUAAUAUAAAAAGCGUCCAGAGCGAAGGUUUCAAAUUAAACGUUUGGGAUAUUGGCGGAGCUCGAAAAAUUCGACCUUAUUGGCGAAAUUAUUUCGAGAACACGGAUGUACUUGAAGGCUUAGAGUGGGCGUGCAAGAACAUUAAGAAGAAGUAA